AUGGCAGCCGAGACCAUCGGCAUCGUAGCCGCCUGUGGUCAAUUUGUCGAACAAAGCGUCAAGAUCAUUCGCUUCUCAAAACAAGUCCACGACAAGUUUCAAGAUGCGCCCGCGGAAAUUGACGCCUGGCGACAGCAGAUCCAGGGUCUCGAGAAACUUGUCGCUGCUGUCGAGGCUUCACCUGCUCUCCAAGUGGAGGACUUGAAGCCGACCGUUGAACAGGCCAAGGCUGUGGGUGAUAAGCUGCUGAGGAUAUUUGAGGGGAUUGAUUUUGAGAAGAAUGAUGGCUUUGGGCAUAAAUCUUGGAGAGUUGUAGGCGGGUUUUUGAAAGAGGAUGAGAUCAGUAGUCUUUUUAAGGAGAUUGAACGAUUGAAGGCGCUGCUUGGGGAUCAAAUAGCCGUCAUCAAUAUAAAUCAAGGCCAUGACAAGUUUGCACGAGUCGAGUCCCUCAUACAGGACCUCGGCCGGUCCUUUCGCCCCGGCACAGACGAAGACCAGUGUCUUCAGGACCUGUUCAUCACGGAUCCGUUGAGUGACAGAGAUGGUAUCAUCACAGCCAAAGGACGCCGGACCCCAGGCACAUGCGAAUGGAUCCCCAUGACGGAAGAGUAUCGAUCCUGGAGUACGGACCAAUCUGGUCUCCUGUGGAUAUCUGGCCCUCCAGGCAAGGGAAAAACGUUCAUCUCCAUCUUUCUCACACAGCUCCUCCAGUCUUCAAAACCGGAUGCUACCAUUAUUUGGUUCUUUUGUGACAACAAGGUCGCGUCGCGAAACAAGGCUAUCAAUAUCCUUCGUGGUCUCAUCAUUCAACUGAUCCAGAAGCACAACCAGCUCAUCUCUCGCAUCAUGCCUACGUGGAAAAUCCAAGGCACCAACUUGUUCCGGGAUAAUUCGUUUGAAACUCUUUGGCGGGUAUUUGAGGACAUGUUGGAGGCCCUGAAGGAACACGAAAUUUGUUGCGUACUCGAUGCUCUGGACGAAUGUGAUGAAUCGUCGUUAUCACCACUCUUGUUCAAGAUCCAAAGCUUGUUCGAGCCAGACAAAAAAUCUAUUCGCCACAGCUUGAAAUUCCUCGUUACGAGUAGAGAGCAGCCCGAAUGCUUGCCCGUCACACUCUCUGCGUUCCCCCACAUCACCCUUGGUCUACUUCAACACGACAUCCAACUAUACGUCUCAGACCGAAUCUCCCACCUAGCUAAGCUAAAGGGUAUCGAAGGCUUGCCUCUUUGCCAGUACAUCGAAUAUGCCUUUCGGAAACGUGCAGGAGGAACAUUUCUCUGGGUCGCCUUCAUGGCGCGCGAUCUGGAGCACAAGACCGUGAAGGAGAUCGAACGUGCGCUCACGCAACUCCCCCGCGAUCUCCCUGAAGUGUACGAACAAAUUCUGUCCAAGAUAAAUCCAGAGAGCAAGACAGAAGUGGGCAAAAUGUUGACUUGGCUGCUGUUUACAUCACGUCCAUUGACAGUUGUCGAACUUUGUGAUGCGGUACAGAUAGAGCCUACUCCGUAUCUAACCAAGGAACAAGUCUGUCUGGACUAUAUCCAAUCUUGCGGACAUCUACUUCAGGUGUCGUCUGGUAGGCCUCCAAAUGGUAUGGACUAUCGAGUCAACCGGCUUCCACCUCUUAUCCCGGUAACCACCAAAAUGACGGAGCUAAACUCGGAGGAAUCGGGCACUUCUCUGUACGUUAGUUUUGUGCACCAGAGCGCCAAGGACUUUCUCAGGAGCCAUUCCUCUGGACUCGCAGCCCUGAAUGGUCCCAUGGACCCGAAGAAGACACACGCCGACAUCACUAAUCGCUUGGUGUCUCUCCUGGAGGCGAACCGCCCCUCCAGCCAGCUGUUCGAGGCCGCCAAGGACUUGCCGCUCUUGCCCUACGCGGUUUUCAACUGGAAUUACCACAUGCGAGAGAUGGGCACUGACUUUGUGACCGUUCUUGACGAGCACAAGGACUUCUUUCGCAGAGCUUCAGAGGCGAGGGACAGGUGGUGGGCGUGGUACCACUUUGAGUAUCCUGGCCAAGAUCCUCCCAGAGAUGUUCCUCUCCUUCACAUGGCUUGCAUCACGGCCCUUUACCACCUACUCGAGUAUGCUCUUCUGAAGAGGAAUACGCUACUGGGGCUGCUUCGAGCACGAGAGGUGAAUCGAGUAUGGGGCCACGACCAAGAAACACCACUCCAUCUCAUGGUGAAACAAGGACAGGAUAAAGUGGUCCAACUGCUGAUGAAGUACGGAGCAGAUGCGUCCAUCAAGAAUGUUCGCGGCAAGACGGCUCUUGAUAGUGCCGCGUUCCUUGGGCCGUACGCCGUGUUUCUUCUUCUGGCAGCGUCGAGAACAUGUCGAGAAAUUCUCGAGGCAGAUGCCAAAUCCUCGAUUUCUCAUCGUGGCCGGGAAACUCUUCUUCAUACAGCUGCUAGAGGAGGGCAUCAGGAUAUUUGUCGAGAACUGGUAGAAAAGUGGCACUAUGACGUCGAGGCCAAGGAUAAGGAUGGCUUCACGCCCUUGCUGGUGGCCGUUCGAUGCCAGCAUCUGAGUCUGGCCAGUUUUCUCGUCAGGAACCUCGGAGCCAAGACAACACCACGCAUCAAAAUCCUCGAAUCUGCUUUCUAUCUGCGAGAGAGGUCCAGGAUCAAUGAAGCUCUGGAGUCUCUUUCCUCCAACCUAGGUGUCGACAUUAACGCAGCGGAUGAGGAUGGCAACACCCUUUUCCACCGAUUAUAUUCUCCUGCAUUUAUUAUGCUGCAAGAGUGCGUUGCUGCAGGAUUACGCUUUGACAAACGCAAUCAAGAAGGAGAGACGGUUCUUCAUCGCAACUUUUGGCUGUCAGCGACUCACGAGCGCUUGCAUCUGGUGUUAAAGGAGUCACAUCUCGACAUCAAUGCUCGAGAUAUCCACGGCCGCACACCGCUCCAUGCCUUGGUUACUGCCGCUGCACAACCCGACCAAGCCCCCUGGAGUUUGGACCUCAGAAAUUUGGUUGCGCUGCUUGAUUUUGGCGCCGAUCGAAGCCUGAUGGAUGCCCACGGGAGGACACCAUCUGAGCUUGCUGCCGAGUACCUCAAACAAGGGUCGGAUGAGAUCUAUAUAGACGAGGAAGGGAUUGACUCCUCUGAUGAGAUUGACGAGGUGCCAUGCACCAUGUCGAUGAUUCUCGAGAUAUUGUCGAGGUACGCGACUGCUCCUCUGAAUGUGCGGGUGGCAGAUGGAUUAAGCGAGAAUAUGGGAAAUGGGGAUCAACCUGCUGCGACGUGA
Messenger RNA from Fusarium vanettenii 77-13-4, 3252 nucleotides. RefSeq lists its product as uncharacterized. Gene Ontology annotation, molecular function: protein binding. The record is from RefSeq and is a predicted model, not a curated record. The coding region runs from base 1 to 3252 and encodes 1083 amino acids. The transcript is spliced from 2 exons. Lineage: Eukaryota; Fungi; Ascomycota; Sordariomycetes; Hypocreales; Nectriaceae.